AUGGUUUAUAAAACGUGUCAAAAUUGUAAACUGUAUAAGUACCAUAAGGGCGAGAAUGCUAAACAAUGUUACAUUUGUGAGAAAAAAAAAUUAGAGAAAUUAAGACGUAUGAAAAAAUGUAAAGAAUGUAAAAUGAGAAGGAAUCAUAAAGAUAAGAAUGCUCAACAAUGUAAUUUUUGUGAGCAAUUAAUAAUAAAAUUUAGCGGAAAUAAAAUUAUAGAUGAUUGGCUUGCUAGCGUAAUUAAUAAAGCAAACAAGUUUAUAGAAUUUAUUCCAUUUGAAAAGUUUAGAGAUAUUAGUUAUCUUGCUGAAGGGGGAUUUAGUAAAAUAUAUAAAGCGACUUGUAUUAAUGGUAUAAAAUGUUGGAACGGUCGUAAGCAAAUAUUUGGGAAUCUUAAAAAGCAUCCAGUUGUUCUUAAAAGUCUUAACAAUUCUGAAAUUAUAAAUGAGCAUCCCGAAACCAAAAAUUAUAUGAUUGUAAUGGAUUUUGCAAAAUAUGGCGACUUACAUAAUCAUAUUUCAAAGAACUUUUUUGCUUUAUCCUGCAUCACGUUCACGGAUGAGAAAGUAAUGAUAAUAAUUUAUAAUUUUAAUAUAGUUCUUGAAAAAAGAGAUGAAGAAGAUGACAAGUUUUGGGACCGGCCAAAUGUGCAGAAUCGAUGA
This is a messenger RNA of Scutellospora calospora, 663 nucleotides long. The record is from the annotation of a GenBank genome assembly. NCBI's taxonomy places the organism in Eukaryota, Fungi, Glomeromycota, Glomeromycetes, Diversisporales, Gigasporaceae.